UAUUUGUCAGCUUCAGCAGCAAUUAACGGACAAUUAAAUGGUCUAAUUAAAAUGUGUGACAGGAAAGAUGUGACAACUUGAAGGAACAGUAGUUACCAUGAGAACAACUUCUUAUAAACUCUUCCAUUACAACCACAGAUUGUAACAGUCUCAUUUCAAGAUGAAGUAGGGACAUAAAGCACUGCUAUUGUUGGCUUUAAAAUUUUUGCUGGAAAAGAAAGUUGUCAGCAUGCAGUAAAUUUAUUUCAAUUCUUGGUCAGCUUAGUUACUGUAAGUGUUGUUGCCAAUUUUAAACUUGUUAUUAGCAUCAUUGGAGGAUAUCAAAACAGCUCUGACAGUGCUGAAAAAUCUUAUCCAUUGCCAUAGCACAAAAUUUUCAAUAUAAAAAAACAACCUUUUUUGUUGGUGUUACAUUUACCUCUCAGAUAUUUUUAAUAGUCAGUUUAGAGCAAAGAUAAAAUAUGAUCGAGUUCAGCCUAGAAGCGGAUAAAAUAUUUCUGUUACUGUUGGUCCUAGCUUUGAGCAUUGUGUACCUGUUGAAGAACAAAGUAAGAGACUUUCCUGCCGGGCCUUUAGACUACCCUCUCAUUGGGACCAAUAAAUUUCUGCAGACAAAUCCUCAUAUUCGUUUGACAAGACUGAAGGAAAAAUAUGGUGAUGUUUACAGUAUAAAACUUGGCAAGGAAAGAGCUGUAGUCGUGUGUUCAUUGGAAGGAAUUGAAGAAGGACUGGUCAAAAAGUCACCAGUGUUUGGAGGAAGACCAAAAGAAUUUUUACCACAUUCUUUCUUCAAUGGCUGCACGGAUGGUGGCCUGAGUUUCUCUGAGUUGAGUAUGAAGUACAAGAUCAAGAAAGACUUCGUGCUGCACAGUCUCGACAAACUGUGUUGCUCUGAUAUCCUAGAGGAAGCUGUUAGCAGAGAAGCAGAAAAACUUGUUGUGCAGUUAUUAGCCGAAGAGGGAUCAUGUGAUUUAUCCCCAUUGCUAGAGUCGACAAUGCUGCGGAUCAUGUUGUUUGUAGUUAAUGGGAAAAUGUACCCAGCAAAUGAUGAAAACUUUCAAGAAAUAUGGAGAACAUUUAGCAUGAGAGCUGAGGAAAUGUUUAAGAAGUGGCCAAGUCCGAGUGUACCCAUGUUUGGUAGUCUCCGACAAGGCAACACGCUAGAAUUUUUAGAAAGGACAAGACUUCACUUUGAUUAUCAGAGAGAUAUUGUGAACAGGCAUAAAGAUUGUUUCAACCCAGAGAUUGUCAGUGAUGUUAUUGAUCAUGGAUUGGUGAUGUUAGAGAGAUAUGAUGAUAUGGGUCAGUUGGACCAAGAUGAGCUGGAUUCAUUAUUUGUGGAACUUUGUGGUUCAGGUUACAGGCAGGUGGCUGCUACUUUGCUUUGGUUGGUGCUAUACAUCUCUGAAAUCCCAGAAGUUCAAAACAAGGUAUAUGAGGAACUUGUAUCAGUGGUUGGUAAAGAUAGACUGCCAUGCCUGUCAGACCAGCCUUACCUUCCCUAUACAUGUGCUGUGAUAAUGGAAACUCAAAGACUUGCCACUGUGAUGCCCUUUAUGUAUCCACAUUCUACCACUGAAAAUACUCCCUUCAUGGGAUACCAGAUUCCUAAGGACACUGUUGUAUUGUUCAAUUUGUGGAGUCUACAUCAUGAUCCUAAACACUGGAAACAUCCAAUGAAAUUUGAUCCAGAAAGGUUUUUGAAAGAUGAUUCUCUACAUAUUCCGGACCACUACUUGCCAUUUGGUGAUGGACUGCGCUCGUGUCCUGGGGAGAGCCUGGUUGAUAUAGAAUUAUUCAUCUUCACCACUCAUUUACUACACCAACUAAGUUUCAGACUGCCAGUAAAGGCUGACCUAGAUGGAGAAUGCAAAGAUUUUGUGCUGAAACCAAAGUCUUUCAAGGUUUUGAUGUAUCCAAGAGAUACUGUUGCCACAGACCCUUACGAAACUGAAGCUCAAACUGAUACUGUGGUUUGUUUUAUAGAUGGACAGGAAAUAUAGAAUUCCUGAAAUCCUCUGUAAUGUUGAUGUGAAGUUUACUUCAACAUCUAUAGAUGUGAUGUGUGGAUGCUCUCAGAUUUUAAAGGGACCAUAAUUCUUGAACAACUACAUUUUGGAUUGAGUGUUAUCUUGUUGGGUUGUGUUGAGGGUGAGGACCUAGGUUAGGUGAACACAUUGCAAGUUUUCUACUGCAUCAGCAUAUCAAAUGUUUGUAAGUUACAGAGGCUGAAACAUUUGUUGAGUUAGAUAUUUGAAUGUUUGCAAGUGAAGUUGAAUUAAUUUGUAUUCACUUGCAAAUAGUCACAAUGAUGUGUUAAAGAACAUUGCUUAAAUUAGUGUUUAACCUUUACUGUUAGAAGAACAGGUAAAGCUGCUACUUUCACCCUUUCAUCAGCGUCUGUGUCUGCAUCAGGGCCCAUUUUAGUGUACUGAUUUGGUUAAGUUUUUGUAUGUAAGCUUGUUUUUAGCUCACCUGUCACAUAGUGACAAGGUGAGCUUUUGUGAUCACGCAGCGUCCAUCGUCUGUGCGUGCGUGCGUGCGUCCGUAAAUUUUUGCUUGUGACCACUCUAGAGGUCACAUUUUUUGUGGGAUCUUUAUGAAAGUUGGUCAGAAUGUUCAUCUUGAUGAUAUCUAGGUCAAGUACGAAACUGGGUCACGUGCCAUCAAAAACUAGGUCAGUAGGUCUAAAAAUAGAAAAACCUUGUGACCUCUCUAGAGGCCAUAUAUUUCACAAGAUCUUCAUGAAAAUUGGUCAGAAUGUUCACCUUGAUGAUAUCUAGGUCAAGUUUGAAACUGGGUCACGUGCCAUCAAAAACUAGGUCAGUAGAUCUUCAAAUAGAAAAACCUUGUGACCUCUCUAGAGGCCAUGUAUUUCACAAGAUCUUCAUGAAAAUUGGUCAGAACGUUCACCUUGAUGAUAUCUAGGUAAAUUUCGAAACUGGGUCACGUACCUUCAAAAACGAGGUCAGUAGGUCAAAUAAUAGAAAAACCUAGUGACCACUCUUAAGGCCAUUUUUUUCAUGGGAUCUGUAUGAAAGUUGGUCUGAGUGUUCAUCUUGAUGAUAUCUAGGUCAAGUUCGAAACUGGGUCACGUGCGGUCAAAAACUAGGUCAGUAGGUCUAAAAAUAGAAAAACCUUGUGACCUCUCUAGAGGCCAUAUAUUUCAUGAGAUCUUCAUGAAAAUUGGUCAGAAUGUUCACCUUGAUAUCUAGGUCAGAUUCGAAAGUGGGUCACGUGCCAUCAAAAACUAGGUCAGUAGGUCAAAUAAUAGAAAAACCUUGUGACCUCUCUAGAGGCCAUAUUUUUCAUGAGAUCUGUAUGAAGGUUGGUCUGAAUGUUCAUCUUGAUGAUAUCUAGGUCAAGUUCGAAAGUGGGUCACGUGCCUUCAAAAAACUAGGUCAGUAGGUCUAAAAAUAGAAAAACCUUGUGACCUCUCUAGAGGCCAUACUUAUGAAUGGAUCUCCAUAAAAAUUGGUCAGAAUGUUCAUCUUGAUGAUAUCUACGUCAAGUUCGAAAGUGGGUCACGUGCCUUUAAAAAGUAGGUCAGUAGGUCAAAUAAUGAAAAAACGUUGUGACCUCUCUAGAGGCCAUAUUUUUCAUGGGAUCUGUAUGAAAGUUAGUCUGAAUGUUUAUCUUGAUGACAUAUAGGUCAGGUUUGAAACUGGGUCAACUGCAAUCAAAAACUAGGUCAGUAGGUCUUGAAAUAGAAAAACCUUGUGACCUCUCUAGAGGCCAUACCCUUGAAUGGAUCUUCAUGAAAAUUGGUCAGAAUGUUCACCUUGAUGAUAUCUAGAUCAAGUUUGAAACUUGGUCACGUGCCAUAAAAAACUAGGUCAGUAGAUCAAAUAAUAAAAAAACCUUGUGACCUCUCUAAAGGCCAUACUUUUCAUGGGAUCUGUAUGAAAGUUUGUCUGUUUGUUCAUCUUGAUGAUAUCUAGGUCAAGUUCGAAACUGGGUCAACUGCGGUCAAAAACUAGGUCAGUAGGUCUAAAAUUAUUAAAAUCUUUUGACCUCUCUAGAGGCCAUAUUUUUCAAUGGAUCUUCAUGAAAAUUGAUCUGAAUGUUUACCUUGAUGAUAUCUAGGUCAGUUUCGAAACUGGGUCACGUGCGGUCAAAAACUAGGCCAGUAGGUAUAAAAAUAGAAAAACUUUGUGACCUCUCUAGAGGCCAUAUUUUUCAUGAGAUCUUCAUGAAAAUUAGUGAGAAUGUUCACCUUGAUGAUAUCUAGGUAAAGUUCAAAACAGGGUCACGUACCUUCGAAAACUAGGUCAAUAGGUCAAAUAAUAGAAAAACCUUGUGACCUCUCUAGAGACCAUAUUUUUCAAUGGAUCUUCAUGAAAAUUGGUCAGAAUUUUUAUCUUGAUAAUAUCUAGGUCAAGUUCAAAACUGGGUCACAUGAGCUCAAAAACUAGGUCACUAUGUCAAAUAAUAGAAAAAACGACGUCAUACUCAAAACUGGGUCAUGUGGGAAGAGGUGAGCGAUUCAGGACCAUCAUGGUCCUCUUGUUCAGUAAACACUAGUACGGAUAGGUUUAAACUUCAGGUUCCAUUUUCCUUUCAACAAUGUUAUACCCCUUAAUGGAUUUGGUGAUUUUUGGUUAAGUUUAUGUAUGCAAAGGUGUAUCACAGUAACCACUUGUGGGAAUGUAUAGAAACUUCACGCACUUGUUCAUUGUGAUGAAUUGAUCUGUUCCCAGCUGCUGCAGGUUUUACAAAGUUCUGCCUCUUCUCAGUUCAGCUGAGCUAUUGUAAUCACUCAAUGUCCAUCUGUUGUCUGUCCACACUUUCCUUCCAAUGAAAUCUCUGAAACAUUCUGGUUGAAGUUUAUUUAAUUGAGCCUGGAUGUUCCAGGAUGAUCUUCUACCAAAGUUAUUCAAGUUAUUGUGAUAUGGUAAAAAAAUGUGGCCACUGUAAGUCAUGAAAUCUGAUGUUGAAAAAAUAGCCUAAAAUAUAUGUGCAAUCAAUAUUGUGUGUUUUUGUGUCUGCAAGUUUCUACAUCAUAAAUUUCAAGGCCACUAAACCAAUUUUUAUUCAAUAGCUGAAAAUGCUUGUCAAGGAAACUUGAAAUCUAACAUAGAUCUAUUUUAGAGUAAAAAAGUCCAUUUCAAUCUUUAACUUUCUCUUGUUUGUAAAUUUCACCUUAGCCAGUUGCAGUUAAGUGGUCUGUUGGUCAAGAUUUAUCAACACUCGGACAUCAGACUUAAAAGAAUGAUAACCAGUAGUCAAGAGACAAAGUCUAUUGUUUCUGGUAUCUAAGAUGAAAGGUCAAGGUCACAGUUACUUUCAGACUGAAAACAGUUUUUGCUCAAUAACUAAAGAACACUUAAUCCCUUUAAUUUCGGGGUCAGUAGUUCAAAGUUCAAGGUCGCAUUGACUUUAAGACUAAUCACUGGUUCCACACAUUAAAGAACUUUAAGGCAUACAGUCGCAAAACUUCAUAGGAUGAUUGGCAGUGGUCUGUAGAUGACAACUACUGUUUGGAGGUCAGUAGAUCAAAGGUCAUGGUCACAGUGACAUUGAAAAUGGUUUCUGCUUAAGGUAGUUCUGCACAUUGAAUAAAAAAUUUUCUACACUGUAGAAUUUGUUUAAGCCUGACUAUUCAUAACUUCAUAUUAUACGUUGAAAAAAAUGGGAAAUAAAAAAGAUAGGGUCAAGUGUUUGAUUAUUCGCUAAACUAAUUUGAAAAAAUCGGACCUUUCUCAAGUUUUCAUAAUAGGGAAAAUUUUGAUAACAUACAGCUAAUAGAAAAUUCUCUGCAAUGUAGAUUUGAAUGAAAUUUCUUACAGUUGUAAAUAAACACAUGGUCAGUAAUAUGGUGAAAUAAAAUCUAUAGGUGUAUGUACUUAUCUUUAUGCUCCACAAAGGGGAAGCAUAGAAUCACCGCUUUGUCCGUCUGUCCAUCCCGCAAUUCUUGUCCGGUGUAUUUCUCUGUAACCACUGGUUUGAAUUUAGCAAAACUUGAUACGACGCUUCACUAUCAAGAGGAGAUGUGCAUAUUAUUGUCUUUUUGUUCCGGUUUGAUAAUUUUUCACAGAGUUGUUGCCCUUCGAUUAUUCAACAGAAGAUACUAUAGUACAAUUCUUCUCCGGAGUAUUUCUCAGCAACCACUAGUUAGAAUUUAGAGAAACUUAGUAGGAAGCUUCACUAUUAAAAGGAGAUGCCCAUGUUUUCUUCAUGUUCCUGUCUGUUUAUUUUUCACAGAGUUACUGCCCCUUUGAUUUUUGUCUGGAGUAUUUCGCAGCAAUCAUUGUUUUGAAUUUAGCGCAUCUUCAUAGGAAACUUCAUUAUCAAGAGGAGAUGCACAUAUUUUCUUCAUGUUCCGGUCGGAUGAUUUUUCACCGAGUUAUUGGCCUUUGAUUAUUCAGCAGUAGUGUUCUAUGGUACAAUUAUUGUCAGGAGUAUUUCUCAGCAACCACUGUCUGGAAUUCAGCAAUAAUUCAUAGGAUGCUUCACUCUCGAGAGGAUAUGUGCAUAUUUUCUUCAUUAUCUGUUGGAAUAGUUUUUCAAGGAGAUAUUGCCCUUUAAUUAUUCAACACUAGUAAACUGUAUAUACCCAGUCAGCAAAUUCCAUUUCGUUCUUUUAAUAUGCAAAUUUCGGAGAGCAUCUAUCAAUUUUAGUGAUAUUUUCUUGUUGAGAUAUUUUCCUGUGGUUAAAAAGAUUAGCAUGUUUCAAGCUGAUUUCAAAACAUUGAUUAGAAUUGUUUAACAUGUCAAACUUUUUAAUAUUAUAUUUUAUCUUUAGAAAGAUAGCAACAUUGCUGUUUAAUAAAUAUACUUACAGGUUGCUGUUAAUUCAUAUGACUUCUGUUUCCAUAUGCUGAAUUCAGGCUUUAUUCUACAGAUAUAUGACGUAAUGCCGUCACUUUUUGUUUAAAAUGUGCAGAACUACCUUAAUAAGUACAGAACGCUUAUGCAUUCAGUAGACAAACUGUGUAGAUGGUUGCCUGCGGACAACAGAUGGUUCCCUAUUGAUUUGAGGGUAGGUGCAUAAAAGGUCAAGGUCAAAGUGACCAUAAAAUGUAAAACGGUUGGCAAAUAAUACUGGAAAUACACUUGAGCAUAUUAUGUCUAGACUUCAUUGUUCAGUAGAUGACUAAAUUUAUUUUUAGGGUCAGUAUAUUGAAGGUCAAGGUCAAAAUGGCAUCAGGGCUGAAAACACUUAAAUUGCAUACCAAAUUUCCUCUGGGGCAAAUAGCUCUUCUUACUUUUUAGCUCACAUGUCACAAAGUGACAAUGUGAGCUUUUGUGAUCACGCAGCGUCCGUCGUCCGUCCGUGCGUCCAUGCGUGCGUAAACUUUUGCUUGUGACCACUCUAGAGGUCACAUUUUUCAUGGGAUCUUUAUGAAAGUUGGUCAGAAUGUUUAUCUUGAUGAUAUCUAGGUCAAGUUCGAAACUGGGUCACGUGCCUUCAAAAACUAGGUCAGUAGGUCAAAUAAUAAAAAAACCUUGUGACCUCUCUAGAGGCCAUAUUUUUCAUGGGAUCUGUAUGAAAGUUGGUCAGAAUGUUCAUCUUGAUGAUAUCUAGGUCAAGUUCGAAACUGGGUCAACUGCGGUCAAAAACUAGGUCAGUAGGUCAAAUAAUAAAAAAACCUUGUGACCUCUCUAGAGGCCAUAUUUUUAAUGGGAUCUGUAUGAAAGUUGGUCAGAAUGUUCAUCUUGAUGAUAUCUAGGUCAAGUUCGAAACUGGGUCAACUGCGGUGAAAAACUAGUUCAGUAGGUCUAAAAAUAGAAAAACCUUGUGACCUCUCUAGAGGCCAUACUUCUGAAUGGAUCUUCAUGAAAAUUGGUCCGUGCGUCCGUUCGUGCGUAAACUUUUGCUUGUGACCACUCUAGAGGUCACAUUUUUCAUGGGAUCUUUAUGAAAGUUGUGCAGAAUGUUUAUCUUGAUGAUAUCUAGGUCAAGUUCGAAACUGGGUCAACUGCGAUCAAAAACUAGGUCAGUAGGUCAAAUAAUAAAAAAACCUUGUGACCUCUCUAGAGGCCAUAUUUUUAAUGGGAUCUGUAUGAAAGUUGGUCAGAAUGUUCAUCUUGAUGAUAUCUAGGUCAAGUUCGAAACUGGGUCAACUGCGGUCAAAAAGUAGGUCAGUAGGUCAAAUAAUAAAAAAACCUUGUGACCUCUCUAGAGGCCAUAUUUUUCAUGGGAUCUUCAUGAAAGUUAUUCAGAAUGUUCAUCUUGAUGAUAUCUAGGUCAAGUUCGAAACUGGGUCACGUGCCUUCAAAAACUAGGUCAGUAGGUCAAAUAAUAAAAAAACCUUGUGACCUCUCUAGAGGCCAUAUUUUUCAUGGGAUCUGUAUGAAAGUUGGUCAGAAUGUUCAUCUUGAUGAUAUCUAGGUCAAGUUCGAAACUGUAUGAAAAUUGGUCAGAAUUUUUAUCUUGAUGAUAUCUAGGUCAAGUUCGAAACUUGUUCAACUGCGGUCAAAAACUAGGUCAGUAGGUCUAAAAAUAGAAAAACCUUGUGACCUCUCUAGAGGCCAUACUUUUCAAUGGAUCUUUAUGAAAAUAAGUCAGAAUGUUCACCUUGAUGAUAUCUAGGUCUUGUUCGAAACUUGGUCACGUGUUUUUAAUAACUAGGUCAGUAGGUCAAAUAACAAAAACGCCUUGUCACCUCUCUAGAGGCCAUAUUUUUCAUGGGAACUAUAUGAAAAUUGGUCUGAAUGUUCAUCUUGAUGAUAUCUAGGUCAGGUUUGAAACUGGGUCAACUGCAGUCAAAAACUAGGUCAGUAGGUCUAAAAAUAGAAAAACCUUGUGACCUCUCUAGAGGCCAUACUUUUGAAUGGAUCUUCAUGAAAAUUGGUCAGAAUGUUAACCUUGAUGAUAUCUAGGUCAGUUUCGAAACUGGGUCACGUGCCUUCAAUAACUAGGUCAGUAGGCCAAAUAAUAAAAAAUCUUGUGACCUCUCUAGAGGCCAUAUUUUUCAAUGGAUCUUCAUGAAAAUUGGUUAGAAUUUUUAUCUUGAUGAUAUCUAGAUCAGAUUCAACACUGGGUGACAUGAGCUCAAAAACUAGGUCACAAUGUCAAAUAAUAGAAAAAAAUGACAUCAUACUCGGUUUAAAACUGGGUCAUGUGGGGACAGGUGAGCGAUUCAGGACCAUCAUGGUCCUCUUGUUAUAAGUUUGUCCAUGUGCACACUCUAGUUACCUUGCUUCAUUAUAACAUGUUUAUUAAAGUCUCAAUGCUGUUGUCUAGAGGUAAUUUUUGAAAAUAGAUACUGAUUAUACUUAUACAGGUAAUAGUUAUGACAAAGAACUUUAUUGUUGAAAAGUUAUUUAUCCCAAUUUAUUUACUACUCUAAUAUUUACCUGGAUAUUUUUGUUGUUAGAAGCUGUGAGUUGUGAAGCAUUAUUUUUACAACAGUUACUGUCAGUUAACAAGUGUUGGUAUAUAUAGUUUAUUUAAUAUUCAUUGUUUAACUACUGAUAUGUUGUUGAUGUACAACUUUUUUUAUUUAUGUAGAUUUGUUCUUUGAUUAUAUUUCAGUCUAGUCACUAUUUGUUAUUUUGAAUCUUUGUUAGUUGGCUGUAUAUGUUAAUAUUGAAUGUUGUUUGGAAUGUUUAUAUUUACAUUGAAUUCUAUAUCUUUUUUAUUUGCUUGAGUUUGGGGUAAGCUAUUGCGAUCACUCACUGUAUUUCGACUAUCUGUUGCCUGUCCAUUUUUCCCCAUUUUUAGCUCUACUGUUCGGGGAAUAGGGGUGCUAUUCUCAGCGUCAGCUUUCUUGGUUAAAGUUUUUUGGCAACCUUUGUUUUUAGCUCACCUGUCACAUAGUGACAGGGUGAGCUUUUGUGAUCGCCCUUCGUCCAUCCGUCGUCCGUCCACAAUUUCUUGUGAACAAGAUAGAGACCACAUUUUGCAAGCAAUU
Molecule: messenger RNA, 9860 nt
Organism: Mercenaria mercenaria
Lineage: Eukaryota; Metazoa; Mollusca; Bivalvia; Venerida; Veneridae
Product: cytochrome P450 1A2-like
Exons: 8
Coding region: 462-2003 (513 amino acids)
Molecular function (GO): heme binding; iron ion binding; oxidoreductase activity, acting on paired donors, with incorporation or reduction of molecular oxygen
Source: RefSeq, a predicted model, not a curated record